GCAACAGCUCCAUCCUGUCCUGGCCUUGAAAGGAAUUGGAUCCUAGGUGGUGACAACAUUUCCAAUCAAUUGUCCUCUGUCGCCCUCUGCUGUUCUUCUGGAGAAGUUUCCCCUUACAACAAUGAGAAAUCAUGUACUAGCUGCAUCCAUUUCUAUGCUCUCCCUGCUGGCCAUAAUGGGAGAUACAGACAGCAAAACAGACAGCUCCUUCCUGAUGGACUCUCAACGCUGCAUGAGACACCAUUAUGUCGAUUCUAUCAGUCACCCAUUGUACAAGUGUAGCUCAAAGAUGGUGCUCCUGGCCAGAUGUGAAGGGCACUGCAGCCAGGCAUCACGCUCUGAGCCGUUGGUGUCCUUCAGCACUGUCCUCAAGCAACCUUUCCGUUCCUCCUGUCACUGCUGUCGACCUCAGACCUCCAAGCUGAAGGCUUUGCGUCUGCGCUGCUCAGGGGGCAUGCGACUCACCGCCACUUACCGGUACAUCCUCUCCUGUCACUGCGAGGAAUGCAGCUCCUAA
This is a messenger RNA of Microtus oregoni (creeping vole), 517 nucleotides long. RefSeq names its product norrin. Gene Ontology annotation, biological process: Wnt signaling pathway. The coding region runs from base 122 to 517 and encodes 131 amino acids. The transcript is spliced from 2 exons. Lineage: Eukaryota; Metazoa; Chordata; Mammalia; Rodentia; Cricetidae. The record is from RefSeq and is a predicted model, not a curated record.